Messenger RNA from Osmia lignaria (orchard mason bee), 5172 nucleotides. Lineage: Eukaryota; Metazoa; Arthropoda; Insecta; Hymenoptera; Megachilidae. The record is from RefSeq and is a predicted model, not a curated record.
GUUUUUAGGAAUUUUCCAAGUGAAACUAUUCCAUUCUCUGGACUUCCGGCCUUCUCUCAGCUCUAUCACCCACGUCGAGGGGUUUACAAUUUACUCUUUGUUUAUUUAUAUAAGGGUAUGCAUAGACGAUGUUCGAAUUUCGCUCUUAAUUUAUGACCAUCGAUACAAAGGUCCUCGAAGAACAUUCAAGACAUAUCGAUACAAUAGACUAUCGAUAAAUAUUCCCAUGGCAGUGUCGCCACACCACUCUAAACAUAUUCACGUGAUAACGUUUCACGUUACAGUACACUUUUUGGCAGUGAUCCUACUGUUCUUUCCUAUACUGUGGUUCUGGGACCACUGGUUGGAUCUGUAAUCACCGUAUGUCACUGCAACAUACCCAUUGUGGAUUUUACUCGUCUUUGUUCGUGUAUAAACAUAAGCACAUAAUGCUAGGCAGAUCAAAUAUAAACGACAGUUUAAUUUCUUCGGUUCGUGAUGGGGAUUUAAAAAGAGUAUGCGAGUUAAUCAAUGUUUACGGUCUAUCUUAUUCACAAGCAUGGUCAGAAGGAUACGUUUUACUCCGUGAUGCUAUUGCAAAUGAACAUACAGAAAUUGCUAGACUACUUUUAAUAAAUGGUUCCAAAGUUAACAGUAAAAACGAGAAUCCCUCUGAUAGUCCACUUCAUUUAGCUGUUAGGAAGUGUAACAGAGAAAUUGUUGAACUGCUUCUAGAUAGAGGUGCUGAUGUUAAUUUUAGAAAUGAACGAGGUUACACUGCGCUGCAUGAUGCGGUUAAAACUGGAAACAUGGAAAUUACUCAACUACUUUUGAAUCAGGGAGCUUAUGCUGAUGCUAUAGACAAUUACGGUAUAAUUCCACUAAACAUUGCUGCUGUGAAAGGAUAUGUACAGAUUGCUAAAGAUCUUCUAAAUCAUGGGGCUUAUAUUUAUUCUGUAUGUACUUCAAAAGGGUGGGAAGGGUAUAUGUCACUACAUUUUGCCUCUAUAGCAGGUAGCGAAGAAGCUGUUAGAUUAUUUUUGGAUAAAGGUGUUGAUGUUAAUACUAACGCAAAGGAUAAUUUAACGCCACUUCAUAUGGCCACUAAAGCAGGACAUGAAACAGUUGUAAAUCUACUCCUAAAGCAUGGGGCUAAGGUUGAUGCCCAGGAUAAGAAUGGCAAGACUGCACUGUAUCUUGCUGUUGGACAAGAAUAUUCAAAUAUUGUUAAGGUUAUUUUAAAGUAUUGUCCUGAUAUUAAUAAUGAAAGCAACAGAAGCUCUUUUGAAGCCGCAGUAUACGGGUAUAGAAAAGAGAUCGUUGAGACUUUUCUUCAACAUGGUUUUACUGUUAAUCCUAAAGAUAUAAAGAAUCCUAAAUUGCUGUAUACUGCUGUUGAGAAAGGAUAUUUGAAAAUUGUUGAAGACCUGUUGAAGUAUGGUGCUAAUGUUAAUACAUUACACAGUUCAAUGUAUAAAAAAGGUUUUACGCCUCUACAUAAUGCAGCCAACAACGAGCAAAAGGAAAUGGCCAAAUUAUUGAUAAACUAUGGAGCUAAUGUUAAUGCUAAAGAUGCAAGUGAAAAAACUCCAAUAUUUUAUGCUAUUGAAAACGUUGAUGCAAAAGUCACCAAACUACUUUUAACUAAUGGAGCUGGUAUAAAAGAUAGUCCUGAGUUACUAAGUAUUGCUGUUAAAAAGAAAUGCAAAGAAAUUGUUGAAAUUCUUUUACAACAUGAUGCUGAUAUUAAUGCUACUGAUGAGUGUGGAAGAACAGCCUUAUAUUUUACUGCUCUUGAUAAAGAGAGAGAAAUUGCUGCAUUGCUGUUGAGUAAGGGGGCUAAUGUUAAUGCUAAAACUAAAGAUGGAGAAACAACACUUCAUGCUGCUAUUGAGAAUGGAUGUACAAAAGUAUUUGAAGCUCUUUUGGAAUACAAUGCAGAUGUUAACUAUAUAGUAGAAGGUGAUAUGACACUGCUCCAUCUUUCUGCUCAGAAAGGAAAUGAGGUAAUUAGCAAAAUGCUUUUAAAGAAAGGGGUCGACGUUAAUGCUACACGAAAAGAUCGAAUGACUGCACUUCAUAUUGCUGCUAAAAACGGUCAUUCGCAAAUUGUUGAGAUUCUCUUGGAAUUUGGUGCUGAAGUUGACUUUAGAGAUGAGUAUGGUAGAACAGCACUUCAUAUUGCUUCUGAAGAAGGAUAUACACAAACUAUUAAUGCUCUUCUAGAAUAUGGUUCUGACAUCAACAUUAUAAGUAAAGGUGGUUAUACGCCACUUAAAUAUGCUAUGAUUAGAUAUGGUGAAUACUUACAGGAUAGACGUGAUCUUGAAUUUAAUAACUAUGAUCCUGAUCGUGAUUAUUAUGAGCCUGAUCGUGAUUAUUAUCAUCCUUAUGGUCGUUAUUAUGAGCCUGAUCGUGAUUAUUAUCAUCCUUAUCGUGAUUAUUAUAAGCCUGAUCGUGAUUAUUAUGAUCUUUUUCCUGAUUAUGAUGAAGGAUAUGUUGAGAUCCUUAAACAGUACAUAGUUAAAGUAAAAACUGCAGGCUUAUACGUAAAUGCAAUAAAUUUAAGUUGGAUUAAUUUCGGUGGAACUAGGCUCAUGGAAAUUAGUGACAAUGAAAUUAGUGACAAUGAAUUUAGCAAUUUUCAGAGGGAAUGUAAAGCAGAAAUAGAAAUUAUGACAGGCGAGAAGAUUGAUAGUAGCAAUACUUCUUUUCACGAUAUCCUGACAAAGAGUAUAAGUCAAUUAGCAAUAUAUGCAAGGAAUAAAAAUAUAGUACAGGCCUUGAAAUCAGAUGAUUAUAAAACGAAAUUUCCAAUAUAUGCUAGUGUAAUAAAUGGUCGAUUUAGGAGAGGCAUAGAAAAAAAAAAGUUACUGGAACAAUGCAAUAUGUUUUUCCAUUCUCUCUGCAAAAGCCUUCUUGAAUUACCAACUUAUUGUACUGAAAAAGUAUUGAGUUACCUAAAUGAUGAAGAUUUAAGAAUUUUAAUAGAUGCUUGCAAGCCUUUGAAUAGCCCUAAUACCUAUAUUAGCGAUGUGGAACAUGCCUUAGUUGUGAAAGGUAGACAGAUAGAAUUUCUAGAUACUAACUAUGACAUGGCAAAGAAUACUACUAUCUCGAUAAGGUACCAAAUAGCAAAGAAUAUAAGAAGCUGGAUAUUAAGGCGGAAAUAUACUGUAAAAGAUUUAGCAAAUAAAACAGGUAUAGGAUACUAUACGCUGUUAAGAUAUGCAAAAGGAAAAUGUGGCAUUCUAACUAAAAAUUUAAAACGUAUAGCAAAUGAAUUGUCAGUUUCUGUUGAUAAUCUACUUAGUCACAUGCAUUGUUCAACCUGGUUCCUCAGUGUAUUUCUUGGCCUUCGAGUGAUGAAGCUCAACUUACAAUGCGUGGUGUGUAAUCACAGGGCAAUGAUUACUCAUUGUUAUGUUGGUCAUCUAGGAUCAGUUCAUGACCAGAGAGUCUUCAUACAAUCGGAAGUUGCUGAAUAUUUAAAUGAUGACAGCAAAUUUCCUUUUGAUAAUCAUUUAGUUGGAGAUUCUGGGUAUGAAUUACAUCAACAUCUCUUGGUUCCGUUUAAAGAUAACGGACAUUUAACCGCUGCACAAAAAAAUGUCAAAUAUUUUGCAAAUCCCAAAAGAAACAUAAAAAAUGAUAAAGACAGAGAGAAUGCUGCAUUGCUGCUAAGUAAAGGGGCUAAUGUUAAUGCUAAAACUAAAGAUGGAGUAACAACACUUCACGCUGCUAUUAAGAAUGGAUGUACAAAAGUCGUUGAAGCUCUUUUGGAAUACAAUGCAGAUGUUAACUAUAUAGUAGAAGGUGAUAUGACACUGCUCCAUCUUUCUGCUCAGAAAGGAAAUGAGCUAAUUAGCAAAAUGCUUUUAAACAAAGGGGCCGACGUCAACGCUACACGAAAAGGUCGAAUAACUGCACUUCAUAUUGCAGCUAAAAACGGUCAUUCGCAAAUUGUUGAGAUUCUCUUGGAAUUUGGUGCUGAAGUUGACUUUAGAGAUGAGUAUGGUAAAACAGCACUUCAUAUUGCUUCUGAAGAAGGAUAUGCACAAAUUAUUAAUGCUCUUCUAGAAUAUGGUUCUGACAUCAACAUUAUAAGUAAAGGUGGUCAUACGCCACUUGAAUAUGCUAUGAUUAGAUAUGAUCAAUACUUACAGGAUAGAUAUGAUCUUCAAUUUAAUAACUAUGAUCCUGAUCGUGAUUAUUAUGAGCCUGAUCGUGAUUAUUAUCAUCCUUAUCGUGAUUAUUAUGAUCCUGAUCGUGAUUAUUAUGAGCCUGAUCGUGAUUAUUAUGAGCCUGAUCGUGAUUAUUAUGAUCCUUAUCGUGAUUAUUAUGAUCCUGAUCGUGAUUAUGAUGAAGGAUAUGCUGAGAUCCUUAAACAGUACAUAGUUAAAGUAAAAACUGCAGGCUUAUACGUAAAUGCAAGAAAUUUAAGUUUGAUUAAUUUCGAUGAAACUAGGCUCAUGGAAAUUAGUGACAAUGAAAUUAGUGACAAUGAAAUUAGUGACAAUGAAAUUAUAGGCAUUAAAUUUAGCAAUUUUCAGAGGGAAUGUAAAGCAGAAAUAGAAAUUAUGACAGGCGAGAAGAUUGAUAGUAGCAAUACUUCUUUUUACGAUAUCCUGACAAAGAGUAUAAGUCAAUUAGCAAUAUAUGCAAGGAAUAAAAAUAUAGUACAGGCCUUGAAAUCAGAUGAUUAUAAAACGAAAUUUCCAAUAUAUGCUAGUGUAAUAAAUGGUCGAUUUAGGAGGGGCAUAGAAAAAAAAAAGUUACUGGAACAAUGCAAUAUGUUUUUCCAUUCUCUCUGCGAAAGCCUUCUUGAAUUACCAACUUAUUGUACUGAAAAAAUAUUGAGUUACCUGAAUGGUGAAGAUUUAAGAAUUUUAAUAGAUGCUUGCAAGCCUUUGAAUAGCCCUAAUACCUAUAUUAGCGAUGUGGAACAUGCCUUAGUUGUGAAAGGUAGACAGAUAGAAUUUCUAGAUACUAACUAGAAGUUUGACGUCAAUAUUUGCUGAAAAAUUCAUCUUAACCUGUGUAAUAUUUAUUUCUGCAAAAUCGCUAGUGACAUGGCAAAGAAUACUACUAUCUCGAUAAGGUACCAAAUAGCAGAGAAUAUAAGAAGCUGGAUAUUAAGGCGGAAAUAUACUGUAAAAGAUUUAGCAAAUAAAACAGGUAUAGGAUACUGUA